Molecule: messenger RNA, 2301 nt
Organism: Colletotrichum truncatum
Lineage: Eukaryota; Fungi; Ascomycota; Sordariomycetes; Glomerellales; Glomerellaceae
Product: pentafunctional arom
Molecular function (GO): 3-dehydroquinate dehydratase activity
Source: RefSeq, a predicted model, not a curated record
AUGAACGGGUCUUCGACGAUCGGUAUGGCAUCAGUGCACCAGCUAGGGGCUGGGCCGACUCCGGCGCGCCCACGAAGCACCAACGGGUCUGGAAUUCACGAUGCUGAGAUGGAUGUUGAUCGAAAUUCAAGCCCUGCCGUCGCGAACGGUACCAGAUUUGGAAGUGCCCCUCAACGAGGGGACUCGAGGAUCGUGGUCAUCACGUAUGGUUCCGGCCAAGACAAGAUCGUAUCAGUCUUUGCCGAUGUAUUGGGAAAGCCCUUCGCGAUCCGCUCUGCCCUCCGAGAGGUCACCGCUGCGGACCAGGGACUUGUGGUCGGCGUACCAGCAGAACUUGCCAAGGGUGAUAUUGCAUCCCGCGACAAGGAGCUCGUGGUAGCCAUCAACGCUCACUGUGUCAAUCUGGGCAUGCCGCCCGACGUCUUUCUCUCCGCUGAGUGCGACUACGAGUUUCUGUACACAGAAGCUCCGUUCUUCCGUCGAGAUCUCUCAAGGUUCAUAUCCUUCACUUUGGGGCAGAUCAAUCAUCACGAAACGUUGAUGUCGAAGCCGAGGACAUACUUCAUUUCCACAACGUUUCCCGAUGUCAGCACGGCACUGCCAAACAUAGACAUUCUCACCGUUGGCGCAGAUGCCGUGGAGAUUCGUGUCGAUCUUCUGAAGGAACCACUUGGCGAUGGCACUUACUCUGCUAUCCCGAGCUUGAGCUACGUUGGAGAGCAGCUAAUGCUCUUGCGUCAACGGACAGAACUUCCAAUCAUCUUCACGACAAGAUGUACGAGAGAAAAUGGUCGCUUCCCAAUGGAGAACCCUGAUCUAUACUACGAGUACCUGUACCGUGCCAUUCAAUGGGGUGUUGAAUACAUUGACGUUGAACUUUGGCUACCCGAGGCCAUCCGGAAGAGGCUCUACGAACAGAAAGGCAGCAGCCAAAUCAUGUCCGCGUUCCAUGACUUCUCUGGCACUUUCAAGUGGCCCUCUUCGCAUGCAGAGCAAGUAUAUGUGGAAUCAAGCAAAUACGCUGAUAUAAUCAAGAUGAUCGCAAUCAUCAAUGACCACAACGAAAACUUCGAGUUGGAGUACUUCCGCUCGAAGAUGAGGGCAGACUACCCAAACUCUCCGCCAUUCUCUGGGGUCAACAUGGGGGAAACGGGCCAGUUCUCUCGCACGCUCAACAGGGUCUUCACUCCCAUCACCCAUCCGCUGCUGCCCAUCGUGGCAGCCCCUGGCCAGAUGAGUGCCUCGGAAAUCAACGCCGCGCUGGCCCUUCUGGGCCAACUUCCAAAGAAGAGCAUAUACGGCAUUACCACUCCAGCGUUUCGAAGUUCUACGCCCCAAGCACCUUUCUAUGAAAAGUGCUUCAACGAGCUUGGGCUCCCUCAUCACUUCGCUGUCGUGGAGCGCUUGCCCAACAACUUCCAAAGCAUGGAGGCCUGGUGCAACCAAAAGAAUUUUGGCGGCGCCUACCUUAGCCCCCCGGUGUCGUGGAGUAACUUGCUGAGACACAGCUCGUUCUUUGCAUCGCUUAAUGGCGGGAAGGGCCCGGAGUUGACCGAGGCCGCUCGGCUCAUCGGGACCGUUGACACGAUCAUUGUUAAAUCGGGAUCUUCAUCGUCAGCUUCAUCAGCGCCUCCUUCUAUACCAUCGAGCCCACGUCACGGACAUCAUGAUUCCUUUGGCCAUCUCGGUUCCAGCAUAUCCAGCUUGUCGCCCAAUACAUCUCUGAUACUGGAUAAUGCCAGCUGGCGAGGCAUUAUUAGUACGUUAACAAGGGACAUGGCACCUUCGGCGUACUUUGGCCGGACAGCUGUCGUCCUUGCGUCAUCAGGUGACGAUGCGGCAUCAGUAAUGUAUGCUCUCAAGGCUCUUCACAUCGGCAAGAUAUAUACCGUUGGAUUCCGGACACCACCAGCAUUGGCUCGGGAUGGACCAGUCAUCGAACCGUUCAACAGCCUUGAAAGCCUCAAGAAAGUGCAAGCGGUUGGCAAUGAUGCGGCCCCUUUCCUAAUCGUCUCGGCCCUUGGGGCGGAUAAGAGUAAUCUCGUCGGGAUGCUUGUCCGCGUUUUUGGCACGAAUGGCAGUGGAAAUCCGAACUUCAAGAAAGUCUUCCUUGAUCUCGCCGAUGCUGCAGGCGCCAGAAAAGGGGGAGAUCCAGGCAUCAUAGCCCAGCAGGCCGGCUUCUCCGCCUAUGGUAGUGCUGAUACGGCCGCCUUCACCACGGUUGAAACCCUGAGGUUGCUGGUCGGCCAGAACGUACCCUACAGCUUUGUCAGGUUGGCGAGCGGCAGGAGUCUGUUCUGA